ACGCGCAGUGCUCUUGGCCGGGAGGAGGCUGUGCUGCACCAGCACCUCUUGCUCCACAUCUCCAGAGAGCCCAGAUGAUGCUAUUGUUGGAACCUGGGAAGGUCGGAAGGAAUAGCUGAGUGAAGAAAACACCAAGGUGACCCUCUUUAUAGAUCAGAAAACAGGCCUGGAGGGGACCCACGCCUUGCCCAAGGUCACAGGUUGGAUACAGCAGAGCUGGCCUCCAACCGUGGAGCCCGUGCACUUAACAUCUAUUUGGAUGGAAGGCUCGAAGGUUACCUGAGACAACCUGGUCAAGGUGAUAAUGUGGGAGAAUGUGGCCAGUGGUUCCCAGAUGAGUGAAUGAUCAGUGUGCAGUCACCAGAGGAUGGGUGAUAAACCGAGAACCACAAGCUCUUAACACUGUGGGGUGGGCGAGGCUUCAUCUCCCAGGAUGCAGCACUUGCUGAGUUGGGCAACAGGGGACCCUGGUUGAUGGCCCAGGUUGGUUGGAAGCCUUUGGGAGAUGUGCUCUGUGUUGGUGGGGAAGGCCAGGCAUGGUUAGAUCCCCUGUAGACUUGGGGAGCUCAGUUUCAGAAAGUUUCAAAGAUCAUCACUUGAUUUCUGUGAUUCACGUGAUCUGAGGGCUCUGAAAGUGGUGGGUGAGUCCUGGAAUUAAAUCUGUUUUUUUCAAGUAGGAAAGACAUGGGGUGGCAAUGAGAGACAUCUGUGUGGCUCAGAAAGAUGUCUUGCUGAGGUCAGAGGGACAAGAGCCAAGGAGAACAAGAGGAGCCCUUCCCAGGACACUCACAAUGACAGAGUGACGAGGGCCAGUAAAGAGUGUCAGGGGGUGAGAGCCCGGGUGUGAACUGAACCUACUGAGGAGAGCUGACGACCACAAAGCAUCUUUUCAUAUCAUGUUCGGAGCAAGGAGAACAAGGGCUUCAUAGAUCCAUCGCCGUCUAGGGCAGCUGGUGUCUGUGAAGGGGAGGAAGGCACAGCUCCACUGUGCCCACAGCGGUCUGGACAGAGGAGGAUCUGCAGGUGCAAAGGGCGCAGGCAGGUUCCCGGAGGAAAGCAGGAGCCACGUAGCGUGGGCUGCAGUGUGUGUGCUCAGGGCUCUGACCAAGAGAAUGCCCUGGCCAGGGUAUAGCAUGACCUGGAAUGAGAUACCCCCAUCUGAGGUGCUGUCUGAGAGGUGUUGGAAAUGAAGCCCGGAGGUGGAAGAGACUCAAAUCUGAUGUUGGCCCUGGGAAAGAUCCUAGACUAAGAAGAAGGCUGUGAGUCUGUGGGCAAAGGAGAGACGUGCAUGAGGAGCUGGCGGGGGCUCCCUGGGGACAAGUCAUGCCAGCCUCACGUCAUUUUCCACCUUGCAGGUCUUCGGUCUGGCCCUUGUUCUGUUGGGGUUCUGGAGGACGUGCUGUGCCCUGGCCUUACUGACCUUACUCCAUGCAGUGCUGAUGCAUGCGACAGCGGUGACCCUCCAGGGUCCCAGGGCCCUGUGGCCGAGUGUGUCCAGCCCAGUGUCAUGGGGAGCUUCCAUAUCUCAUGGCUCCUUGCUGGGCCAAGCCCUCCAGAACCCCAAACCCCCAAAGACUGAUGAAUGCCAGAGUGGCCACCUUGCUUAUCUGUGGCCCCGGCCCUGGUGAUCACCAUGGCAGCUGGGAAGGGAGCCCCGUUGAGCCCAUCGGCUGAAAACAGAUGGCGACUUAGCGAACCUGAGCUGGGCCGGGGCUGCAAGCCAGUGCUGCUCGAGAAGACGAACCGCCUGGGCCCUGAGGCUGCUGUGGGCAGGGCGGGCCGGGAUGUGGGCAGUGCGGAGCUGGCACUGUUGGUAGCCCCAGGCAAGCCCCGACCUGGCAAGCCGCUGCCCCCGAAGACACGUGGAGAGCAGAGGCAGAGCGCCUUCACGGAGCUGCCGAGGAUGAAGGACCGGCAGGUGGAUGCUCAGGCCCAGGAGAGGGAGCACGAUGACCCCACAGGCCAACCUGGUGCCCCACAGCUGACCCAGAACAUCCCCAGAGGCCCAGCUGGCAGCAAAGUCUUCUCUGUGUGGCCCAGCGGAGCACGAAGUGAGCAAAGAAGCGCCUUUAGCAAACCAACCAAGCGACCAGCAGAGAGGCCUGAGCUAACCUCAGUCUUCCCUGCAGGGGAAUCUGCAGAUGCCCUGGGGGAGCUGUCUGGACUCCUCAACACUACAGACCUCGCUUGUUGGGGUCGACUUUCAACUCCCAAGCUUUUGGUUGGUGAUUUGUGGAACUUGCAAGCAUUGCCACAGAAUGCUCCACUCUGUAGCACUUUUCUGGGUGCCCCUACACUGUGGCUGGAGCAUACCCAGGCCCAGGUGCCCCCACCCUCAUCAUCCUCCACCACUUCGUGGGCCCUCCUGCCACCCACCCUCACCUCCCUGGGCUUGUCCACCCAGAACUGGUGUGCAAAGUGCAACCUGUCCUUUCGCCUAACGUCCGACCUGGUCUUUCACAUGCGAUCCCACCACAAAAAGGAGCAUGCGGGGCCUGACCCACAUUCUCAGAAGCGGAGAGAAGAGGCCCUUGCCUGCCCUGUGUGCCAGGAGCACUUCCGGGAGCGCCACCACCUCUCCCGGCACAUGACUUCUCACAGCUAGCAGGUGACCGCAGAAUGACCUGCUGGGUGCAGCAGCCAGCCUUUGGCAGAGGGGGGCUCCCUGGGCCUGCGUUGAGGGGGCUGUCAUGGUCCUUUGCAGAGCUGCUGCUUUUGGCAUUCAUAGAUAAACAGCUCAGGCAUAAUUUGAAAAAGCCACACCUGCAUGAUGUGUUUUGAAGGAAAUGAAGUCCUGAAAUAAAGUGAUGGGCUUUGCAAAUCCAGGGUAGAGGCCCUAACAGGCACAGAGAGCAGGGGCAACUCCUGGCACACAUCAUGGGCUUUGGAGGCACACAAGCCUGGAUUCGAAUCUGGGCUCUUUCACAUACUAGCUGUGACCCUGGACAAAGAGCUUUAACCUGCUGAGUCCCCAUUUUCUCAUCUGUGAAAUGGAGAUGAUAACACUGUGUCUUAGGUUGGCAUUCAGGUCACAUGAAAGGUGUGUGGAAAGUGGCCAGCAUUCUGCCUGCAGACCCUGAGCACUGAGUCAACAAGGUUUGUGAUGAUGUCUGUACUAGUUAGCUAUUGUUAUUAACAAGAUCUCCAUGGCAGACAAGCUAAAGCAUCUGCCUAAGUCGUGAGUCUGUGGGUUGGCUCAGGUUAAGCUGAGCUUGGCUGGGCUUGGCAGCAAGUCUCAGAUUUGAUCAAGUCAUAUUCGUUUUCUUCUUCGGCUGGUGGGCUACCCAGAGCGAGCACGCUUCUCUCGUGGUCAUGCCAAGAACACAGGAGGGUGAGUCUAACAAGCACACCUCAAGCCUCUGCUUGGGUCACAUUGCCAAUGUCCUCUCAGCCCAUACAAGUGGCAGGACCAGGCCCAAUAUUAAGGAGUGGAAAAGUGUAGGCUGCCCUUGGUGAAGCUGUGACAAGGGAGUGACCAUCCAUCCCCUCCACAGGAGGGUGAGGAAUUGGGACAGGUAAUUCCAGCCAAUACCUGGUCCAUAGUUCUUCACAUUGUGAGUAUAUGAAUACGGGGAAAUAGAACCCCCUCCCCACCACCUACACACAUGCUGUUUUACCUUCCAAGAAUAGGACAUGUGCAAAAACUAGGCUUCCAGAUCGUGAGGCUGGGGAGCAUUCUAGGUACCAUUUAUUAUCUACUGCGUUUCGGUCAGUAGCUGUUGUAGGUACCCGCAUCAGCCCUUGUUCCUAAGGAUGUGUGGAGCCCAGGCUGUACUCUUUGACAUUCCACAGGUCAGUCUGCGUGAAAGCCCUUUGUGGGGAGUUUCCAAGCCAGUGUCGUUUUUGCACUGGUUUCCACCUCACUGUCAGAUAUUGUUCUUUUGAUAUGCAGUUUCCAGCCCUCCAAUGAGUCCCCAGCACAGAUCUCAGGCUUGUGGCUGGGAAUAAGCCCAGCUGAGCAGGUGGGGAUCUCAGCCAGCCUCCCAGACUGCACCUCUUCUAUUGCUCUCCUCUGUCCACCGUUCCAGGCAGCAGCACUCCCACCUGGCUGCUCUGAUGUCCUCGCUCCCUCCAUUCCUGCCUCUCACCAUGCACGCAUCCAUUGUCCACACACACACAACCAGAUAAUCUUCUGAAAGUGUAACUCAGAUGAUGCCUCCAACCCUGUGGCUGCCCUUCACACUUACAGGCCUAACCCCAGCAGGACCUGCCAGCUGCUUCAUGAACAAGUCCCUGCCUCAUGUUAAUUGCAAGCACUCAUUUCACUCUCCCUGUGUGCCAGGCAAUAGCAUAAGCACUGGAAGAAUACAGAUGUUAUAGUGAGUCCUACAAUAGCCCUGGAAGGCAAGAGCUGUUUCCUUUCCAUUUCUACAAUGAGUCAAUUGCAGAUGAUGCUAUAACACUUCCAGUGUUUCUGACACUUCCCUGAAGCUAUACCUGCUACCUUCAUGGGCCGAGCUUGCCCUUAUGAGGCCCACAGGUGGCAGUGGGCAGAGGGGACCCCGCUAUACCACCUCGCUGCUGUUCCACUGUCUGCUCCCGUGUUCUGACCACAGCUCUGGUGCCGUUUCUCAAGCCUGGGCUUCAUUCAACAUUUUCUAUCUAGCUCUUCAUGGUGCUGCUCCUGCUAUGGUUCCACAGGGCUUCUUCUCGCAGGUCAGCUCCUUAGAGAGGUCUCCCAGAUUCCCCGUAAAGCAGCCCUGCAGCCUCUGCCUCUCUCAGCCGCAUCACCCUGUUGCUUCCUUCACAGCAUGUCUCACCAUCUGCAACCAUCUUUCUGUUUGUCGUCUUGUUGAUUUGCUGCCUCCACACUGUCAGCUCCUUGGGAACAGAGAUUGGUUUGUUUACUGUGCAUCCCUGGUGCCCAGAACAGGGCAUGGCAUAUUGUUGGUGCAUAAUAAAUAUUGUGGAAAUAA
Molecule: messenger RNA, 4916 nt
Organism: Homo sapiens (human)
Lineage: Eukaryota; Metazoa; Chordata; Mammalia; Primates; Hominidae
Gene: ZNF488
Product: zinc finger protein 488
Exons: 4
Coding region: 1583-2605 (340 amino acids)
Biological process (GO): positive regulation of oligodendrocyte differentiation; positive regulation of myelination
Cellular component (GO): nucleus
Source: RefSeq, a predicted model, not a curated record